CAGGUGCCAUCGGUGCCCCGGCCUGGCACUACCAUGGCGCUGUUCGAUAACCUGUCGUGCCACCACUCCAUCGACGACUUCCGGAACCGCGUCUACUCCUCGCUCUACUCCAUGAUCAGCAUCAUGGGCUUCGUGGGCAACGGCGUCGUGCUGUACGUGCUGAUCCGGACGUACCGGCAGAAAACGGCCUUCCAGGUGUACCUGCUGAACCUCGCCCUGUCCGACUUCCUGUGCGUGUCCACGCUGCCCCUGCGCGUCGUCUACUACGUGCACCGGGGGCACUGGUUCUUCGGGGACCUCCUGUGCAGGGUCGCGUCCUACGCGCUCUACGUCAACCUCUACUGCAGCAUCUUCUUCAUGACCGCCAUGAGCUUCUUCCGCUGCAUCGCCAUCGUCUUCCCCGUCCGGAACAUCAACCUGGUGACGGAGAGGAAGGCGAAGUUUGUCUCUGUCGGCAUCUGGAUCUUCGUCACGCUGACGAGCGCGCCCUUCCUGCGCAACGGGACGUACCAGCACGGCAACAAGACCAAGUGCUUCGAGCCCCCGGAGAACUCCCACAAGACGAACCUGGUGGUGAUCCUGGAUUUCAUCGCCCUGUUCGUGGGUUUCAUUUUGCCCUUCGUCGUCAUAACCAUCUGCUACGCCAUGAUCAUCAGGACCCUGCUGAGGAAUUCCAUGAGGAAGAACCAGGCGAACCGCCGCAGGGCGGUUUGGAUGAUCGCCAUCGUGACGGCCACGUUCCUGGUGAGCUUCACCCCGUACCACGUGCUGCGCACGGUGCACCUGCACGUGCUGCGCCUCAGGAGGGCCAGCUGUGAGGAUGCCAUUUACCUGCAGAAAGCCGUGGUGGUGACGCUCCCCUUGGCCGCUGCCAACUGCUGCUUCGACCCGCUGCUCUACUUCUUCUCGGGGGGCAACUUCAGGAAGAGACUGACCACGCUGAGGAAGGGCUCCUCCUCCAGCUUGUCGCAGGCCUUCAAGAAAAAGUUCUCUGCGAAAGAGAGGGAUGAGGAACCCUUUGGAGAAAGCCAAAGGGAGAAUGGAAAGGAAGCUGUGGCCUCUUCAUAAGAAGGUUAGACCUUCCCCCGAGAGAUCUCAGGGCAUUGGAGAUCUCAGAACACUUCCAGGAGACCUGAUGGGGGCUUGCAAGCCUUCGGUGUAAUUAAAUAUGUCAUAAUGACCGUGGACAGUUCAUGGCUUGGUGUAGAGCCCCUUCCCCAGGAGCAUUGCUGGGACAUCCACAGCCAUGUAGGACAGAGAAACCACCACCAGAACAGUGUUGAUCUGCUGACAAACUCUUCAAAGCCUGUGUUUGGGCACUUGCUUCAUUUCACAGCUCUCCCCAGAGCGUUAAUUCUCUGAGCCAGUGGGAAAUGUAAACACAGUUUGCUGUUCAUGGCACUCAGGGAGCUCCUGACAAACAACCAGGGCAGAGUUUUCACUGAAUCUUCAAACAGCUGCUAAAUUAUUUAUACAGCAGAGCCCAGGAUAAUUCCAGCCCUGCUCCAGCUGCCUCUGCCUGGGAUCUCAGUUCUCAUGAUCCUGAUGUGUGUGAGACUCGCAGGGUUGGUACCUGGGUCUGCAGAUUGGGAUGGGCCCCUCUCCCACCCCCAGCAGCAGCUUUGGUGGGCAGCAGAUUUGCCAGGAUUUUCUGAAAUCCUAGAAAAACCUUGUUUUCAAAUUGCAGUGUCUUACUGUGGGGGAUAAACUUGGAAUAAGGAUAACAAGGAAACUUAUUUCAGUGUGACUGGUCCUGUCGGACUGCAGGGUCUGGGUUAUCACUCCAGUUCCUCAGGAGGUUUCAGGUAAAAGUGGAGUUCUGGCUGCUCAGAGUCCAGUGCAGGAUCAGGUUCACCUUUCUCAACAUUAAUCAAGGUUUUUUAAAAAGCCCUAUAUAAUAUUUGAUCCUGUUCCAGAGUGUUCACCUUGCGGAAAAGGCAACCCAAGGCUCUUGGGAAGAGCUCUAGGAAAAGCUGGAGAUCCAGAAUCUGAAUCUGGAUGAGACUUGAUGCUGAAAAAACACUGGGCUGUGUUCCUUCUGUAAAGGAAAACUUCAAACCCUUGGCCAGAAGGAAACAUUCCUGUAAUUUUCCAGUGGAUCCCACAAGAAGGUAACACUCCAGAGCCUGGCUGGGGAUGUGCAACCCAUCAAGACAGAAAUAGAAAUUCUUGUAGGAUUAAAGCUCUUAGUUGGAAAAGUGGUUGGUAAACGACCAGCGAGUAUGUUUGGAUUUGGUAUUUCUGAAGUUACUUGAUGUUAUCUUGAAUAAAGAAAACAGUUUCAGUAGUGAAGAAUAACAGUGAGCGAAAGGAGUUUGGCUUGGGGACAGGGAUCUGCUGGAGAAAUUGUCUGUACAGAUAAUUAGAGUGAAAAUUCAGUCUGUACACCACAGUCUGCACAGCCCUGGGUCAGCCAAAGGCACCUAAAAAAGCAAAUUCACCUGCAGAACAAAUGAUGGAUGGGAAUUUUCAAAAUCUGAAACUUCUAAUGCAAUUUCAAGGAUCUGUUUAGGGGCAGAGGGCUGAAAGCUGCUCCUGUAGAGGAGGAUUAGAAUCCCCCCUAAACCUGUGGGAGGAUAGAGCCCCUCAUUCAAAGCCAGAACUGCUGAUUGUUUGAGGAAAAAAUGUGUAAGAUUUGGCUAAAAUUGUUUUCAAGGGUCAGCAUUGAGUAUUAAAGUUGUGUCUCCAGCCUUUAAAGGCAUCGUGCAACUGUAAAUAAAAAUCUUCCUGGGAAACUGUUUUGGAAUAUGUAGAAAUAAUAUGCCCAUUCCCAAAUUUUAAAUUACUGUACAGUAAAGCUAAACGUGUGUGUAUAUAUGUAUGUUGCAAAGCAUUGUACCAGAGGUAUUUUUUAACCUUUUACCUUUUUUAUUUUGUUUUAUAUUUUUUAUUUUAUAGUUAUGGUAGGAGAAAUGGCAGCUUUUUGUG
This is a messenger RNA of Manacus vitellinus (golden-collared manakin), 2928 nucleotides long. RefSeq names its product cysteinyl leukotriene receptor 1 (gene CYSLTR1). The record is from RefSeq and is a predicted model, not a curated record. The transcript has a single exon. Gene Ontology annotation, cellular component: plasma membrane. Gene Ontology annotation, biological process: G protein-coupled receptor signaling pathway. Bases 34 to 1068 code for a protein of 344 amino acids. Gene Ontology annotation, molecular function: leukotriene receptor activity. NCBI's taxonomy places the organism in Eukaryota, Metazoa, Chordata, Aves, Passeriformes, Pipridae.